CAUAAUCCUGCCAAAAAGAAAAACGAAACAGAAAUUAUCUCAACCUACUCUCGAACUCUUAGAGUGUGGUUGAUUUAACCAACAGGUAGCGCACAUAGCCAGAAUGCGUUGCCUAGUUACUGAUGUACAGCAUACAAUAAACACGAAAGAGCUUAACUGUCAGUUUUAUGUUUGAGAUACAAGUUCAACUCCCCACCCUCCCUUUUUUUUUACGAUCUUGAAAAUAUUAGUUUUAAGUUUUAUACCUUCUUCCUGUGUUUAUUUCAUGAAAGUUCAGCGGUUUUUGCCCCUUUUUUACACACACGUCACUGAUUUAUAAUUUAAAUUUUAAUAUACAUAUGUGGACACGAUACAUACUACUAUUAGUAAAACUAACAGUAGUAUUACUAUUACAGUAUUAGCAAACAUGUUGACUAAUAGUGAUAACCUGGAUAAGCCUAAUAUUUUUUUUUCUAUUGAAAGUAAGCUUCAAGAACAACGAAUUCUUGCACGAAGACAUCAGAUUACAAAAAAGAUGGAUUCCCGUAAUGUUCAAAGUGUUGGUGAAGAUCAAGAUUCUACCUUGAGAAGCUCAUCAACUCAGUCAUCCCAACCAAGUCAUGAUAAGAAUAUUUUAGAAAGCCAAAAGCAACUUCAAAAAAGUGAACAGUACUUGAAAAAGUUACUUGAAGAUGGACUUGAGCAAGUAACAAAUGUUCAAGUUGCAGCAGUAUCUCGAGAGACUUUAGCACAGCAGCAAAAUGAUGCAGCUGCAUCAGUUAGGUGUAAGAACCUUGAAAAAGAAGCCCAAACUACUGAAGAAAAGUAUAAAGUGUUACUUGAAAAGUGGGAAAAUGCUGCAGAAAUUAGAACAGCUCAUGGUCUCCGUCAGAAACUGCAUAUUUUGAAUAAUGCUUGUAGUGAUUUGUUACAUCAAAAAAACCAAAUGAUUUCAGAACUUCAAGAUGAGCUUAGAUUAAAAGAGGAAGAAUAUGUUCAAGCCCUGAAGAAACAUGCUGGAGACAUAAAUUGCAUAAAAGAGAGAAUUGAUCAGUUGGUUACAGACUUAUCCAGUGCAAGCAAACAGGAGUUAAAAUAUAUAGAAGAUGCGUUUCAGACAGAUGAACAAAAGUUGAUGACUGAUCAUACAAAAAAAUGGGAGACGUUUCUGAAUAAUACAAUAGAGCAAGAAGGUGAAUAUUUGAUAGCUAGAGAAAAACAAGUUGAAGAAUUUGAACACCAACUACAUCAGGUGUAUUUCAAAGAUGCAGAAGAUUAUAAUCUUUGUAAACUGAAACUGGAAAAUGAUGUUCAUGUGCUUCAACAACACCUGCAACAGGUAAAAGCAGUUUACCUGUUGAAUCAAGAAAAGUUAGAAUAUAAUUAUCAAGUUCUCAAGAAACGUGAUGAAGAAAAUUCUAUCACGAAGUCAGAACAGAAACGUCGUAUUACUAAACUUCAUGAUCAGUACAUUGAUGUUAGGGCUAAAUUAGAAAAAGUAGAGAAAGCCAGACAAGAAGAGAAUUGUCGUCUGACAGAAGAAUAUUGCAACUUGGUUUGUCAGCUUCAACAACUUAACAAGAAAGCAAGAAUAUGUGACUUCCGAUAUGCAAAAGAAGCAGUACUUGAUGAUGUAGAUAGUGAUGUGGAUGAUGAAAAAGUAGGCAAAGAAUCGGAAUGUGAAGUUCAUUCCGGAUCUGAUGAUGGAGAAAUCGCAGACAAGUCAUCGAAGUUGAUGGAGAGUGAUUUGGGCAUGCGGCCUGACAAAAUUACAGAAGACAUGCGCAUAUACUGGUUAAAGACAGGGAGUGAAGCCUGUUGGAACAUGAAUGCCAUAUGCGAUGAGGUGACUGAAAUGCUUGGACAAAAGAUGUUAGAGAAAAUUAUUUCAGAACUCAAAGAAGCCAAAUAUUUUUCAAUGGCUGUGAAUUCAACCCCUGAUAUUUCACAAGUGGAUUGGCCAUUUUGCAUUUUUUUAUAUGUGUGUGAGAGUGGUCCUAUUGAAAGAUUCGUCAAAUUUUUUGAUUGCAGAGGUCACAUUGGUGAACAACUUGCCGAGAGUAUUCUGAUGUUUUUAGAAACAGAAAAAAUAGACUUAGAGAACUGCAGAAGUCGAUAA
Molecule: messenger RNA, 2098 nt
Organism: Limulus polyphemus (Atlantic horseshoe crab)
Lineage: Eukaryota; Metazoa; Arthropoda; Merostomata; Xiphosura; Limulidae
Product: dynein regulatory complex protein 1-like
Exons: 13
Coding region: 407-2098 (563 amino acids)
Biological process (GO): axonemal dynein complex assembly; cilium-dependent cell motility; regulation of cilium movement
Cellular component (GO): axoneme; axonemal dynein complex
Source: RefSeq, a predicted model, not a curated record